AUGGAGGAGGAAGCCGCCCUGGCCUUGCUGCAACGUCGGGCGGUGGGAACUGGUGAGGGGAGCUCCCUGAGGCUGGUGCUGGCGGUGAGCCGCCACUCCAUCAAGUCCAUGAUCAAGGAUUACAAGGGCCUGGGCCUGUCGAACAAGAGCAUCGACCAAGCCUAUGGCGCUGAGAAUAGCGACGCCACGCCGCACGGCCUGCUCUUCGCGACCCAGCUGGGCCAACACUACCGGAAGCAGUACUUGGAGGCCCUGUCGCUGGAUGGUAAGAGUUGCGAGGAGAUUGGGAGCGCGGUGAAGGUCUAUGCAGAUGAGGAUGAUCGGGACCGUGAGAGUGGGAACCGAUGGCUGGCAGGCUUCGCCCCAGGGUGCGAGUUGAAGUCCCACAGUGGAGAGGUCGAGCACUCCGUGCUCCAGGAGGGUAAGAUCUUGCUCCCGGGCUGCGAGUAUGCGUCGGAGCAGGAGGUGAAGGGGCUCAUCGGCGGUGACUUCCAUGCUUGGGCAGUUGCCAACUUCGGGGCGGAGAUGGACGAGCUGCAAGAAAUCUUCGGCUGCUGUGCCCCUUCGCUGUGCCCGGGUGCCGGGAAGUGCCAGCUGAAGGAUGUGCCCAACAAGUGGACGGGCGGGUAUUGGGACACCUGGACUGGAGGCCUCCAGUAUGCCGGCUGGAUGGCCGCCACCUUGCAGACGCAGUACGUGAAUAACAACACCGUCUUGGGCAACGCAUCUCCCGAGACCAUCGAGCGCCUGUACAAGGUCACUGAGGGUAUCUGGCGCACCUACAAGAACCCCAUCAAUGCGAACCGCUUCGGCGGCACGCUCCCUGCCUACUUGGCGGCCACGCUGCAGUCCGCCGCACUAGGCAAGGCGGUGCUCCCGGAGAGCGCAGUUCUACCUGGCCAGGCUGAGGCAAAGUUCCAGUGGUUCAUGGGCCACGACGUGAACGUCGCGCUCCUGGCUGAGCUGCUCCAGCUCAGCUUGCAGACUCCCAGCUAUCCCCCCGGCACCUCCUCCAUCUUCCUGGGCGCCCUCCUCUUCGAGCUGCAUGCGCAGGGCGAAGAAGAGACCUUCACGGUGCGCAUCUUCCAGGAGGCCCCGACCACCACGCAGCUCCGCCUCUUGGAGGCCAAGCCUGUCCGCAGCCAGAUCUCCCUGCCCGGCUGCUCCAGGCCACUGGACUGUCCCCUGGCCGAGUUCCUCCGCAUGGUGGCCGAGCGCGUGCAGGGGCGCUGCGUGGCGGCGGACUUGGCCAAGUUCCUUGAGGCCGCGCUGUUUUGA
Symbiodinium natans is the source of this 1278-nucleotide messenger RNA. The record is from the annotation of a GenBank genome assembly. NCBI's taxonomy places the organism in Eukaryota, Dinophyceae, Suessiales, Symbiodiniaceae.